GCGCGCAGCAGCCGCGGGAGCGGGCGCUCGGAGCGCGGAGUCCGGGGCGCACUCCGCGUUGUAGGGGCGCGCGGACCGCGGGGACGCUCUAGGACGCAGUGUCGGAGCGCGCCGCCCCAGACCCUGCCCCUCCUCCGCGCCUCGCUCCGCCCGGACAUUCCGCAAGUGCCCGGACCAGCUGGACAGCUCAGAUUGCCCGUGGCGAUUGGCGCUCCAGGAGGCAGCAGGUGGACCCGGGCUUCCCGCGGGCGGCCCCCGUCCCAGACUCCCACGUCGGGCGUGAUGGAGGCGGACGGAGACCCAGACGAGCUGUCCAGGCUGCGCAGGGUCUUCGCCGCCUGCGACGCGAACCGCUCGGGCCGCCUGGAGCGCGAGGAGUUCCGCGCGCUGUGCGCCGAGCUGCGCGUGCGUCCGGCGGAUGCAGAGGCCGUGUUCCUGCGGCUCGACGCGGACUGCGACGGCGCCAUCACCUUCCAGGAGUUCGCGCGCGGCUUCCGCGGGGCCCGGCGCGGGGGGUGGCGCCGGAGCUGGGGACCCCGGGAGCCAGCGUCCCUGGCGGCGGCCCAGGCGGGGCUGGAGCCCCCGGGCAGCGAGGACGAGAGCGAAGAGGAAACAGCGGCGGCGCUGGCGGCUCCCUGGGGCCCGGAGAGCCCGGGCCGCGCUUGGCAGGACUUCCAGGCGCGACUGGGGGACGAGGCCAAGUUCAUCCCCAGGAAAGAGCAAGUUAGUACUUUGUAUCAAAACAUCAACCUUGUGGAGCCCAGACUAAUUCAGCCAUAUGAACAUAUUAUCAAGAACUUUCUCCGGGAGAUCAAGCUUCAGAGCACAGAAAUGGAGAAUUUGGCCAUUGCAGUGAAGAGGGCCCAGGACAAAGCAGCCAUGCAGCUGAGUGAACUGGAAGAGGAAAUGGAUCAGAGGAUUCAGGCUGCUGAACACAAGACACGGAAAGAUGAAAAACGCAAAGCUGAGGAAGCCCUCAGUGACCUCAGGCGCCAGUAUGAAACAGAAGUUGGAGAUCUUCAGGUGACAAUAAAGAAACUCAGAAAGCUAGAAGAACAAUCAAAACACUUAAGUCAGAAAGAAGACGUGGCUGCAUUAAAGAAACAAAUUUAUGACUUAUCAAUGGAAAACCAGCAAGUUAAGAAAGAUCUCUUGGAAGCACAGACAAACAUAGCUUUUCUUCAGAGUGAAUUAGAUACUUUGAAAAGUGAUUAUGCUGACCAAAGUCUAAAUUCUGAAAGGGAUUUGGAAAUAAUCCGAGAGUACACAGAAGAUCGAAAUAGUCUGGAGAGACAAAUUGAAAUACUCCAAACGGCUAACCGGAAACUGCAUGACAGUAAUGAUGGCCUAAGGAGUGCUCUGGAAAACAGUUACAGCAAGCUAAACAAAUCCUUGCGCAUAAAUAACAUAUCACCAGCGAAUACAAUUUCAAGAAGCAGUCCCAAAUUUAACGGUCAUUCUCCUCAGGCUCUGGGAUAUGACAGGUCCUCCCGCUCUUCCUAUGUGGAUGAGGACUGUGACUCCUUGGCCCUCUGUGACCCCAUGCAGAGGGUAAAUUGUGAAGUGGACAGCCUUCCUGAGAGCUGCUUUGACAGUGGUUUGUCUACCCUGAGGGAUUACAAUGAGUACGACUCAGAGGUGGAAUUCAAGCACCAGCGGGGAUUUCGCAGGACACACGGCACACAGGAGAGCUUUGGGGGAGAUGCUUCAGAUACGGACGUUCCUGACAUAAGAGAUGAAGAGACAUAUGGUUCAGAUGGUGUGGCUUCUGUCUUAGACUGGAAGCCCCCAGGCUCAGUUAGUGAAGGCAGCAUUGUAGGUUCUUCCAGAAAGCCCAUCUUGGCACUUUCACCACAGACAGACAUGGCAGAUGAUGAGCAUAAAUCUUCCAGCUCACAGAAGGCUUACAAGAUUGUUCUUGCUGGGGACGCUGCAGUGGGGAAGUCUAGUUUCCUCAUGAGACUUUGCAAGAAUGAAUUUCGAGGAAAUGCAAGUGCCACCUUAGGGGUUGAUUUUCAAAUGAAGACACUCUUUGUUGAUGGAGAACGGACAGUACUGCAGCUCUGGGAUACAGCUGGCCAGGAGAGAUUUAGAAGUAUUGCCAAGUCUUACUUUAGAAGAGCAGAUGGUGUUUUGCUGCUGUACGACGUUACAUGUGAGAAAAGCUUUCUCAAUGUACGAGAAUGGGUAGAUAUGAUUGAGGAUGCAAACCAAGAAAGUAUUCCCAUCAUGUUGGUAGGAAACAAGGCUGAUCUUCGUGAUACUGCAGAAACAGAGGGACAGAAAUGUGUCCUGGGGCAUUUUGGAGAAAAAUUGGCCAUGACCUAUGGGGCAUUGUUUUGUGAGACGAGUGCCAAGGAUGGUUCUAAUGUAGUGGAAGCUGUUCUUCAUCUUGCUCGGGAAGUGAAAAAAAGAACUGAUGAGGAUGACAGCAAGUCUAUUACCAAUCUGACCAGUUCAAAAAAGUCAACCCAUAUGAAGAACUGCUGCACCAGUUAAAUCCCAGACAUCCAUAGCUUAUUAAGCCUUCAUUACCAGAGUACUGAAUUUCUAUGUCUUGUUGGCUUCUUAAAAAGACUGGUGUGUUUUCAAACUCCUGUCACAUGGAAAAUUUCAACAUGGGAAAUCUGAACUGUGCCCUCAGAUCCCCCUGGCACCUCUGCUCUUCUCUGUUACACACCAAAGAACCAUUUAGGCCCUCUGGCUAAAUAGUUUCUUUUUUU
Molecule: messenger RNA, 2723 nt
Organism: Erinaceus europaeus (western European hedgehog)
Lineage: Eukaryota; Metazoa; Chordata; Mammalia; Eulipotyphla; Erinaceidae
Gene: RASEF
Product: RAS and EF-hand domain containing
Exons: 17
Coding region: 283-2499 (738 amino acids)
Molecular function (GO): GTP binding; GTPase activity; calcium ion binding
Source: RefSeq, a predicted model, not a curated record